AUGAAUUAUGAAUUCAGUGUCAAGCUGGAAGAAACACUUAUCCCAGGCAAGCACACAAUCAAUGUUAUUGUUGUUGAUAAUGAUAAUGAGAAGUCUUCACCAUUCCCAGUCGCAAUUAAUGUCAUUCCACUCCCAACAAGUACUCCACUCCCAACAAAUGCACCAGAAAAUAACGACAACAACAACAAUGCUAACCAAGGUGGCUCUAGUGCAAGCGGAAACUCCAAGAGAACAGGAUUAAUUGUUGGUAUUGUCAUUGCUUUAUUAGUAUUAAUUGCUCUCCUUGCUGUCCUUGCAUUCAUACUCUUAAGGAAGAAGAGUGCAAAUGCUCAGGCACAAGACUCAGAAAGCACCGAAAAUAACGACGACAUUGAACAACAGGAAACACAGAUCUCACAGACAAUUACAUCAGAAGAGUUCGCAACACGUGAUAACCCAUUGUUCGAAUCCCAACAAAUCGCUCGCGAUCAAGACCUCUUCGAUAACGAGUUUGAAGAGGCUUCUCUUUAA
Molecule: messenger RNA, 510 nt
Organism: Trichomonas vaginalis G3
Lineage: Eukaryota; Parabasalia; Trichomonadida; Trichomonadidae
Exons: 1
Coding region: 1-510 (169 amino acids)
Source: RefSeq, a predicted model, not a curated record